Molecule: messenger RNA, 3480 nt
Organism: Phaeoacremonium minimum UCRPA7
Lineage: Eukaryota; Fungi; Ascomycota; Sordariomycetes; Togniniales; Togniniaceae
Product: putative glycerophosphodiester phosphodiesterase gde1 protein
Exons: 4
Coding region: 1-3480 (1159 amino acids)
Biological process (GO): glycerophospholipid catabolic process
Molecular function (GO): protein binding; glycerophosphocholine phosphodiesterase activity
Source: RefSeq, a predicted model, not a curated record
AUGAAGUUUGGAAGGAAUCUUCCACGCAACCAGGUCCCCGAGUGGGCAUCUGCGUAUAUCAACUAUAAAGGCCUAAAGAAACUCAUCAAGGCAGCUGCUGCGACGGCCAAGAGUGGAGAGAAAGUUGAUCUUGCAGAAUUCUUCUUUGCCCUGGAUCGUAACCUUGAGGAUGUCGACACCUUUUACAAUAAAAAGUUCUCAGACGCCUGUCGUCGUCUGCGUCUCCUUCAGGACCGAUAUGGUCGAACUCCGGACGUGGCACAUCUUGACCAGGAUGAGAUCGAGGAGCUCAUGGGAGCGCUCCUCGAGCUUCGCAGCCAGUUCAGAAAUCUGCAGUGGUUUGGCGAGAUUAAUCGCCGCGGCUUCGUCAAGAUCACUAAGAAACUGGACAAGAAAGUGCCAGAUACUACUACGCAACACCGUUACAUCUCUACCAAGGUAGACCCUAAGCCAUUUGCCAAGGAUAACACAAUUGCUCGGCUUCUUGCAGACAUCAACAGGUGGCUCUCAGCCCUCGGAGAUGCGCAGAAUUUUGAUGACACGAGAUCCGAGAGAUCUACGAGGUCUCUCGGCCGCGCUUCAGCGAAGGCAAUGUUGGCGCUUCCCUCAACUUUGCUGGACAAGCUGGAUCAGUCCAUCCGCAGUGACGAUGUUCAAGCUCUUGAAGCCGGCAUAAAGGAAGGUAAUCUGACCAUCUCUGAGCAGUCGUCCCAGAGCAUGCUCUUGAAUCUCCUCCAACGAUCUAUUUCUGCCCGAUCGAAAGGAUCCAUUGACUAUCUCCUCGGGAUGAUCAAGACUCUUGACGAGCCAGACGACAUCAAUGAGCGCAACUGCAUUCAUCGUUUAGUCAUUCAUAUUGGCCGAUCUAAAUCUGCUUCUGCACGAGGACAAGAACCAGAGCCACCCGCCUAUCCUUUCCCUAGCGGAGCUCAUUAUGCUUCGCAGUAUCUUACUCCUGCCACAUCUCCUCAGUCCUUUCCACGGAAUAGCAAACUCAAGGAGUCGAAGCUUCUUGGCAAGGACGAUGAAGCAGUGCAGAUCCUCAUGUACCUUUUCGACUCACUUCGGCCAGACCAACGGCCUGCCUUGAGUGCCCAAGACUCUUUCGGGCGCCUUCCACUGCAUUACGCUGCCCAGUUCGGCUUCGUUGUGGUGUGUCAGAUUAUCAUGGCGAAGAUGCAGGAAUGGGGCCAAUUCGACGUGCAGAAUGGCAUUGACGCUCCAGAGUGGCAGGACAAGGAGGGCAACGCCCCCCUCCAUCUCAGUGUGAUUGGAGGUCAUCCCCUGACCACUCAAGCUCUCCUGCAAGGAGAGAACUGGCAGGGAACAAGGGACAACAAAGCGGACCUUCGACGCACAGUAUCCAAAUCGAGUGCAGUACUUGCUAUUGCGACAAAAUCUAACUUCCAAUAUAUCGUGAAGAUGCUAGUUGAUGCCGGUGUCGAUAUUAAUUGGCAGGAUAAUACUGGCGAGACAGCAUUGCAUUUGGCUGCUAGAUUCGGACAUGCAGAAUGUGCUAGGAUCCUGUUGGAGGGCAACGAUGAGCAAAAGGCCGAUGUCGAACUCGUAGAGAAGUCAUUCGCGUGGACACCACUGCACAUUGCGGCCGUUGACGGUUAUCUCUCGGUGGCCAAGCUGUUGGUCGAGGCCGGCGCUGAUGUCGACAAGGUUGACUCGUCAGGCUGGACCGCGAAGGAACAUGCUGCGCUAAGGGGGCACAUGGACAUCGCGCGAUUCCUUGCCAGCAAUUCUGCACCACCUAAGGAAGGUGAAACCACGACAAGCUCGGACGAGGGACAGCCUACGGCGGGUACUACACCCCCUGAGGUGGCAUCACUUGAAGAUCGCCGCUCAAAUGGAGCCACUCGCAUCGCAGAGCCUGUGAAGACCUUUGGUCAUCGAUAUCUAAAGGAGGAGAGCCUCGUGCUCGUGAGUCUCGGGAGCAUGGACAUGCGUAAGGAUGUUGAGGCGGUCAAGCUGGACAAGGUUCCGCUUACUGAAGCUCACACCACGCAGCUGGACACUGCGUUGUCCAUUGUGGUCUCUGCAACCGGUGCGCAGGGCGAUGCUACAAUUAUUGACCUUCCUGUUCACGAGAAUAUCUCCACUGAGCCCAUCGUUUUCACCACGAAAGAUGCCUCUAAGGUGAAGCUUUUGUUUGACAUUGUGCCUACCUACUCAGGCAACGAGAAAAACAAGAUUGGUAGAGGCGUGGCUCUGCUAUCGAGCGUUCGUCCAUCUGUUGGCUCGAAGCGAAUGAAUCUCCAAGGAGAUGUUUGCGUACCCAUUAUGGGGGCGACCUUGGAGGUUAUUGGUACAGUGAACUUCAACUUCCUGGUCAUUACACCUUUCUCGCAUCCCAAUAUGGAAGUCACCUCGAAGCAGACCUAUUGGAAGAAGCUCGCAUCGACCAUGGUCAUUGGUCAUCGUGGUCUGGGCAAGAACAUCACAUCCAACAGGUCUUUGCAACUCGGCGAGAACACGGUCCCGUCAUUCAUUGCCGCAGCCAACUUGGGUGCUCAAUAUGUGGAAUUCGACGUCCAGCUCACUAAGGAUCACGUGCCGGUCAUCUACCAUGACUUCUUGGUUAGUGAGACGGGUAUUGAUGCACCGGUGCAUACUCUGACCUUGGAGCAAUUCCUGCACAUCAACCCGGACUCGAGACGUCUGAAAGGGACCGAUAUUUUGAAGAACCAGAUCAAGGCUCGGAGCAACAGUCCUGGUCCUCGACAGAGAUCUUUGUCUGUCGGUUAUGGCUUCAAUGAAUCGAAUGAUCUGGAGGAGCGCAUGAAGCACACUCGAGACUUUAAGGCGAAAGGCUACAAGGCGAACUCCCGCGGAAACUUCAUCCAAGCGCCAUUUGCCACGCUUGAGGAUCUUUUCAAGGAACUUCCAGACACGGUCGGGUUCAACAUCGAGAUGAAGUAUCCCAUGCUUCACGAGAGCGAGGAGCACGACAUGGACACCUAUGCGGUCGAGCUCAACUCCUUCUGUGAGACGGUCCUCGCCAAGGUCUACGACCUAGCCAAGGACAGGCACGUCAUCUUUAGCUCCUUCAACCCGGACAUCUGCCUGUGUCUGAACUUCAAGCAGCCCAACUUCCCGAUCAUGUUCCUCACCGACGCGGGAACGCUUUCGGUUGGUGACAUCCGGGCGAGCAGCUUGCAGGAAGCCAUCAGGUUUGCGAGCCGCUGGAACUUGCUGGGCAUUGUCAGCGUCUCGGAGCCGUUCGUCAACAGCCCCCGACUGGUGAGGGUUGUCAAGCAGAGCGGAUUGAUCUGUGUCAGCUAUGGAUCGCAAAACAACAAUCCUCUUCUUGUUCAGAAACAAGUCAAAGAGGGCAUUGAUGCGGUCAUUGUCGACAGCGUCCUGGCGAUUCGUAAGGGUCUGACGGAGGCUCAGAGCAAGAAAGAUGUGUUGCAUCAGCCAGAGGAAGAGGCGAUAGAGCUCUCGGACGUUCCAGAAAUGGAGAGUUCAUAG